Messenger RNA from Ochotona curzoniae (black-lipped pika), 4663 nucleotides. It is a transcript of the gene TEK, whose product is annotated as TEK receptor tyrosine kinase. Gene Ontology annotation, molecular function: protein binding; transmembrane receptor protein tyrosine kinase activity; ATP binding. The record is from RefSeq and is a predicted model, not a curated record. Gene Ontology annotation, biological process: positive regulation of endothelial cell migration; cell surface receptor protein tyrosine kinase signaling pathway; multicellular organism development. Gene Ontology annotation, cellular component: signaling receptor complex; plasma membrane. Lineage: Eukaryota; Metazoa; Chordata; Mammalia; Lagomorpha; Ochotonidae. The coding region runs from base 368 to 3745 and encodes 1125 amino acids. The transcript has 23 exons.
CUCUACUCCACAGGAGCAGCUCACGCAGAGGCAGAAGCCACGACAACAGAUAAGUGUUUUUGAUGAAUUGCAAGAUGGAUAGGGCUUGCCAUGCCCCAAGCCCCGCGGAUACCAAAUGCCUUUAAGAUACAGCCUUUCCCAUCCUAAUCUACAAAGGAAACAGGAAAAAGGAACUUAAAACUCCCUGUGCUGAGGCAGAAAUUGAGACUGCUACAGCCUGCUUCUGUGCUGUUCCUUCUUGCCUCCAACUUGUAAACAAGACCAAGUGGAACAUGCGAAUGGAAAGUCGCACAACUCCAGGUUUUUGAAAGGAUCCUUGGGACCUGAUGCAUAUCUGUGGACACUGGAUGGAGAGAUUUGGGGAAGCAUGGAAUCUUUAGCCCGUUUAGUUCUCUAUGGAGUCAGCUUGCUUCUGUCUGGAGUGGUGGAAGGCGCCAUGGACCUGAUCUUGAUCAAUUCCCUGCCUCUUGUAUCUGAUGCUGAAACCUCUCUCACCUGCAUUGCCUCUGGGUGGCACCCUCAUGAGCCCAUUACUAUAGGACGGGACUUUGAAGCCUUAAUGAACCAACACCAGGAUCCACUAGAAGUGACUCAAGACGCAACCAGGGAGUGGGCUAAGAAAGUUGUUUGGAAAAGAGAGAAGGCCAGUAAGAUCAACGGUGCUUAUUUCUGUGAAGGGCGAGUCCGAGGAGAGGCCAUACGGAUCCGGACCAUGAAGAUGCGUCAACAAGCUUCCUUCCUACCAGCUACUUUAACUAUGACUGUGGACAAGGGAGAUAAUGUGAAUAUAUCUUUCAAAAAGGUGUUGAUUAAAGAAGAAGAUGCGGUGAUUUACAAAAAUGGUUCCUUUAUCCAUUCAGUGCCCCGGCAUGAAGUACCUGAUAUCUUAGAAGUGCACCUGCCUCACGCUCAGCCCCAGGAUGCAGGAGUGUACUCGGCCAGGUACAUAGGAGGAAACCUCUUCACCUCGGCCUUCACCAGGCUGAUAGUCCGGAGAUGUGAGGCUCAGAAGUGGGGACCUGAAUGUAACCGUCUCUGUACGACUUGCAUGAACAAUGGUGUCUGCCAUGAAGAUACUGGAGAAUGCAUUUGCCCGCCUGGCUUUAUGGGGAGGACGUGUGAGAAAGCCUGUGAGCUGCACACAUUUGGUAGAACUUGUAAAGAAAGGUGUAGUGGUCCAGAAGGAUGCAAGUCCUACGUGUUCUGCCUCCCAGACCCUUACGGAUGCUCCUGUGCCACAGGUUGGCAGGGCCUGCAGUGCAAUGAAGCAUGCCACCCUGGUUACUAUGGGCCAGACUGCAAGUUGAGGUGCAGUUGCAACAAUGGGGAUGUGUGUGAUCGGUUCCAAGGAUGCCUCUGCUCUCCAGGAUGGCAGGGGCUGCAGUGUGAGAAAGAAGGCCUGCCAAGGAUGACCCCCAAGAUAGAGGAUCUGCCAGAUCACAUAGAAGUGAACAGUGGUAAAUUUAAUCCAGUCUGCAAAGCCUCUGGCUGGCCGCUACCUGCCAAUGAAGAAAUGACGCUAGUGAAGCCAGAUGGGACAGUGCUCCAUCCAAAAGACUUUAACCAUACGGAUCAUUUCUCAGUAGCCAUAUUCACCAUCUACAAGAUCCUCCCCCGUGACUCAGGAGUUUGGGUGUGCAGUGUGAACACCGUGGCUGGGAUGGUGGAGAAACCUUUCAACGUUUCAGUGAAAGUUCUUCCAGAGCCUCUGAAUGCCCCCAGUGUGAUUGACACUGGACACAACUUUGCAAUCAUCAACAUCAGCUCUGAGCCUUACUUCGGAGAUGGACCCAUCAAAUCCAAGAAGCUUCUGUACAAACCUGUUAAUGAUCAUGAAGGUUGGCGUCACAUUCAAGUGACAAAUGAAAUUGUUACACUUGGCUAUCUGGAACCACGGACGGAAUAUGAGCUGUGUGUGCAGCUGGUCCGCCGAGGCGAGGGCGGAGAGGGGCAUCCCGGACCCGUGCGCCGCUUCACCACAGCCUCCAUAGGACUUCCUCCUCCACGAGGCCUCAGUCUGCUACCCAAAAGCCAGACCACUCUAAAUUUGACCUGGCAACCAAUAUUUCCAAGCUCAGAGGAUGACUUUUAUGUUGAAGUGGAGAGGAGAUCUGUGAUAGAUAAAAAUGACCAACAAAAUAUCAAAGUGCCAGGCAACUUGACUUCAGUGCUGCUUAACAACUUGAACCCUCGGCAGCAGUAUGUGGUCCGAGCCAGGGUCAACACCAAGGCCCAAGGGGAAUGGAGUGAAGACCUCACAGCCUGGACCCUCAGUGAUGUUAUCCCUCCACAACCAGAAAAUAUCAAGAUUUCCAACAUCACAGACUCCUCAGCUUUGAUAUCUUGGAAAAUAUCUGAGGGCUAUUCUAUUUCUUCUAUUAUCAUCCGUUACAAAGUUCGAGGCAAGCAUGAAGACCAGCACAUUGAUGUGAAGCUCAAGAACGCCACCAUCACCCAGUAUCAGCUCAAGGGCCUUGAACCUGAAACAGCUUACGAGGUGGAUAUGUUUGCAGAGAACAACAUAGGGUCAAGCAACCCAGCCUUUUCUCAGGAGCUGGUGACACUCACAGAAUCUCAAGCACGAGCAGACCUGGGAGGUGGGAAGAUGCUGCUGAUAGCCAUCCUCGGUUCAGCCGGAAUGACCUGCCUGACAGUGCUGCUAGCCUUUCUGAUCAUGCUGCAGCUGAAGAGGGCCAAUGUCCAGAGGAGAAUGGCUCAAGCAUUCCAAAACGUGAGGGAAGAACCAGCUGUGCAGUUCAACUCAGGAACUCUGGCCUUGAACAGGAAGGCCAAGAACAACCCAGAUCCCACAAUUUAUCCAGUACUUGACUGGAAUGACAUCAAGUUCCAAGAUGUGAUUGGGGAGGGCAAUUUUGGCCAGGUUCUGAAGGCACGCAUCAAGAAGGAUGGGUUACGGAUGGAUGCGGCCAUCAAGAGGAUGAAAGAAUACGCCUCCAAGGACGAUCACAGAGACUUUGCAGGAGAACUGGAGGUUCUUUGCAAACUUGGACACCACCCGAAUAUCAUCAAUCUCCUGGGUGCAUGUGAACAUCGGGGCUACUUGUACCUGGCCAUUGAGUAUGCCCCCCACGGGAACCUCCUGGACUUCCUACGCAAGAGCCGCGUGUUGGAGACGGACCCAGCCUUCGCCAUCGCCAACAGCAUGGCUUCCACGCUUUCCUCCCAGCAGCUGCUUCAUUUCGCUGCAGAUGUGGCCCGGGGUAUGGACUACUUGAGCCAAAAACAGUUUAUUCACAGGGAUCUAGCCGCCAGGAACAUUCUAGUUGGUGAAAAUUAUGUAGCCAAAAUCGCAGAUUUUGGAUUAUCCCGAGGUCAAGAGGUGUAUGUGAAAAAGACAAUGGGAAGGCUCCCAGUGCGUUGGAUGGCGAUCGAGUCACUGAAUUACAGUGUGUAUACCACCAACAGUGACGUAUGGUCCUAUGGCGUGUUGCUAUGGGAGAUUGUCAGCCUAGGAGGCACGCCCUACUGUGGCAUGACAUGCGCAGAGCUCUAUGAGAAGCUGCCCCAGGGCUACAGACUGGAAAAGCCGCUGAACUGCGAUGAUGAAGUGUAUGACCUGAUGAGACAAUGCUGGCGAGAAAAGCCUUAUGAGAGGCCCUCAUUUGCCCAGAUACUGGUGUCCUUAAAUAGGAUGUUAGAGGAGCGCAAGACCUACGUGAACACCACACUGUAUGAGAAGUUUACCUAUGCGGGCAUUGACUGCUCAGCUGAAGAAGCGGCAUAGGCCUGUGCCUCCUGCUUUGCCAGGGCUGCCUGGAGAGAGGACCCUUGGGACCUGCCAAGGAAACAAGCCAGCCUGCAGGGAGAUGCGAUGCACAUGCAUGUAUACACUGCCAUCCAUCGGGGACCUUCCCCACAGACAGCCCGAGUGUUACUCUCGAAGAUGCUGACUCUGUAGGACUGUAUAUACUGUUGUGAGUAAGAAUGUGUUGAAACUGGAAUGCCUGCUUGUUUCAUAUGCAAUAAUAUAUUUUUCUAAAAAUGUGGACUUCAUUGGAAGGCAUGAGAAUACAUUACUGUAAUGCAUAGCUCAUUAUUGUCCUAGAUAUUUUUUAUAUUUACCUUUAUACUGCUAUGUAAUAUUUUGCUACAGAGAAGUGAAAUGUUAAUGAACUUAACACAGGUUAAAAAAAGAGGGGGAGGGAAAUACAUGCAGCCAAGGAGGAUCAAAGUUAAUAUUUAAAAGACUGAAAAACCUACCUGAUAUAUAAAGAUCCCUCUGUCUCUGGAUAUAGAGCUCUAUCCCUCACCUAUUGAAGCCAGGCCAGUUUCAUCUGGUUAUACUGUAGCUCUGGCUGUGUCUCUACAGCUCCAAGUCAGCCCCCAAUACAAGCCCCUAAACAUAGACUGAAUUCCCAUUCCUUAGAACUUAAACCUUUAAUAGAGAAAUAGAGUAAUAAAUGAAUAGAAUUUUAUACUUUAAUUUCUCUGGCAAUAUUGAUUUGUGCAUUUAAAAAAAUAAUGGGAAACCUGGAGUGAUAUUUGGGAGGUGUAUGAUACUCUGGCUGACUUACAUCCUUCUAUAUCUACUGCACCUUGUAAAAAGUUUUGGUUCUCAUUGGUUGUGAGUUUACCAUUUGUACUGGAGGCACACGUUGCACUGAAAUCGUAUAAAUAAAUGUUUUGCCUACCUAUAUUCCAC